GUGGCUUGGAGCUUGGUGUAAGAUAAUUGUGUUGGUAGGGGUUUCACGCUUUCUUUAGGCUACAGAUAUCACACAGGAAAUAGAAAGUCAGGUUACAGACGACCUCACACCAGCAGUCUGCAAGUCUGCCUUCUGAUAUUGGAGAAUUACAAAUCGUGGGAAAGCAGCUCGAUAACAAACCACGCAGAAAUGAAGAUGGAGCACGAUUUCAUUCACUGUGAGAGUUUUCAAAUGUCCCUGCUGCCCUCAGUGUAUGGGACUGAGUUCAUCAUAGCCUUGGUCGGAAACCUGUUUGCCCUGUGGCUGCUGCUGGUCAAAGAGAGAAGGAACUGGCACACUGGUGUCGUCCUCUCGUGUAACCUGGCAAUCAGUGACCUGCUGUAUGUCCUGACCCUGCCUUUGCUGAUCGUCUACUACUCACAGAGGAAACACUGGAUGUUUGGUGACGCUGUGUGUAAAAUUGAGAGGUUCCUUUUCACCUGCAACCUAUAUGUGAGCAUCUUCUUCAUCAUGGCGAUAAGUGUGAACAGAUGCGUGGCCCUCGCCUGUCCCUUCUUUACCCGAUCCUAUGUAGAGCCUGUCCACGCCAAGGUCAUCAGUGUCAGCAUCUGGAUCAUCGUAGCAGUCAUUUCCUGCCCUGUGUUGAAAUAUGCAUCUGUUUGCAAUAAUGUGCACAACAAUACUGAGUGUGUGUCCGUCUGUAAGGGCCAAGGGCAUGAAAACCCUCACUUUACCUACAACAUUUUUCUUGCUGUGUUUGGGUGUCUGGUUCCCUUCUUGGUUACUUUCACUUCUUACUGCGUUGUGAUUCGAGUGGUGUGGAAAAAUGUCAGUGUAACCACACUGGAGAAACGCAAGGUAGCUCUAUUGGUCACAUCAGUGCUGGUUUUGUAUGCUAUUUCCUUUGUGCCUUACCAUGUCUUUCAGAUCUAUCACUUGUAUCUGAAGAUCAACAACAAGUAUGUCUGUUGGGCCUACCAAAUGUACCAAGUGUCCAAGGGACUGGCAACUCUGAACAUGUGUAUCCAUCCAAUCCUUUAUGUGGCUGUGUUUGACAGUAUAAGAGUGGCUUGUUGCGGGGAGAGCCCAGAGGACAACAACAGAAGAGAGAUGAGGAAGUAGAGCUGCUCUUUGGCUGCUUUUUAUGAGUAAAUCAUUAUUUUUAUGCUGUAAAACUUCUACACAGAAUUUACACAAGAGCUAUUGCACUUAUUUCCUAUUUUUGUUAUUUUUGAAAGAUAUUGUUCUACUGACUUUGAAAUGUAACCAUAUGUAAUAAAGAUUUCU
Molecule: messenger RNA, 1287 nt
Organism: Morone saxatilis (striped sea-bass)
Lineage: Eukaryota; Metazoa; Chordata; Actinopteri; Moronidae
Gene: p2ry11
Product: purinergic receptor P2Y11
Exons: 2
Coding region: 190-1122 (310 amino acids)
Biological process (GO): G protein-coupled receptor signaling pathway; cellular response to ATP; calcium-mediated signaling
Cellular component (GO): plasma membrane
Molecular function (GO): G protein-coupled ATP receptor activity; neurotransmitter receptor activity
Source: RefSeq, a predicted model, not a curated record